Molecule: messenger RNA, 1656 nt
Organism: Sphenostylis stenocarpa
Lineage: Eukaryota; Viridiplantae; Streptophyta; Magnoliopsida; Fabales; Fabaceae
Source: the annotation of a GenBank genome assembly
AUGUCUAGUACGGAUCCGGGUAUUAGGCUCUUUGGCAGGAAGAUUCCGUUGCCGGAAUCUCAGAUUCCGGCCAGUUCUCAGAUGGGUUGUCAGAUUCAGGCAAACUCUGCAACCAUGACCAAGGUUGGUGAAGUUGCUUGUUCUGCUACACUUCUCUGGUUCUUUUCUGAUUUUGUUAAAGCGGGCCAUACUGCUGAAAGAAACAUAUCAUUAGUAGCAAGCCAUGGACAGGUUUACAUGUAUGAUGAAGUAAUAGGCUAUUACUUGAGAAUUGCUGCAUUCUUAAAUUGUUCAUAUUCUGUGAAUGCUUGCAGUGGCUUAAAGAAAACUGAAGUCGAAAAGCCCUAUACUGAAAACACUGAGCAACCUGAGAAUUAUUCUGAUUCAAGGGAUAGCAAACAAGAGUCCCCACAUAAUAAUGUGCAGGAAAAGGGGUCAAAAGUAAAUAGCAAAACUGUGGAAGAUAACACAGAGAGUAGCAGUACAGAUCAAGAUAAAAUCUUCAAAAAACCAGACAAGAUUCUUCAUUGUCCCCGAUGCAACAGUUUAGACACUAAAUUCUGUUAUUUCAAUAACUACAAUGUCAAUCAACCUCGGCAUUUCUGCAAGAACUGCCAAAGGUAUUGGACAGCAGGGGGGACAAUGAGAAAUGUUCCUGUGGGUGCUGGGAGAAGAAAGAACAAACACCUAGCUUCUCAAUACCGGCACAUUAUUGUAGCUUCUGAUGGAAUACCAACUACCAGGUUCGAACCUAACGAGUCUUAUUGUCACCAACUUGUCUCAACUCUUGAACCUGCUGCUGUUUUCAGGUCAUCAACAGAUGAUGGUACUGUAUUGAAAUUUGGUCCGGAUGCCCCUCCUCUUUGUGAAUCCAUGGAGUCAAUGCUUAAUCUUAAAGAACAAAAUCAAAGUGUUGAUGAAAAACCUGUGAAUUGUGCAGAAAAUGGUGAGGAGGAAGUAUCCAUAUGUGGAUCAUUUGUGACCAAUGCUUGUACUCCAAGAAACAAAUUGACACAACCUAAUUCAUCAAAACCUUUGCAGUGUUAUCCUGUUCCUCCGUGGAUAUUCCCUUGGAAUCCAGGUUGGAACAAUGUUGCGUCCACUGCAUCAGUUCAACCCUCCUCACUACACAUGUGUAACCCGUAUACAGACCCUGCUUCAAUGCAGUUGUGUCCACCAGUGAUGGCCGUUCCAACCAUCUGCCCACCAAGCUUUCCCUUGCAAUUUGUUCCUGGAUCAUACUGGGGUGGACCACCUGUGUGGGGUGCUGGAGCAGGAGCAGUUUCAAUGGGUUUCAAUGGCUGCCUUUCACCUACUUCCUCUACUAGUAACAGCUGUUGCUCAGGCAACGGCUCCCCUACACUUGGCAAACACACAAGAGAGAAUGUUUCCACAGAUGAGGAGAAAUCAGACAUGUGUGUUUUGGUUCCAAAGACCCUUAGAAUUGAUGAUCCAAAUGAGGCCUCAAAGUGUCCUACAUUGCCUACAUUAGGACUCAGGCCUGAUAACCAACAAUCUGUAUCAGAAGGUACCAUUUCAAAACGGGGAAAGCCUAAAGAAGGUAAAGACCGUGUGUUGGGUGUGUCUCAAAUCUUGGAAGCCAACCCUGCAGCUAUUUCUCGUGCUCAUGCAUUCCAAGAGGGCAUGUUGAGGUGA